AUCAAGGCUAAGUUGGAAGAAGCAUGCCCUCAGACUGUGUCUUGUGCAGACAUUCUUGCUCUUGCAGCAAGAGGCUCCACUAUUCUUAGUGGAGGGCCUAACUGGGAGCUACCAUUAGGGAGGAGAGACUCAAGAACAGCAAGUUUAAUUGGUUCAAACAACAACAUUCCACCACCAAAUGCCACCAUUCAAAAUCUAAUAACAUUUUUCAAGCGUCAAGGCCUUGAUGAAGUUGACCUUGUUGCCCUCUCAGGUGCACAUACAAUUGGGGUGGCAAGGUGUGCAACAUUCAAGCAAAGACUAUACAACCAAAAUGGAAAGAACGAAGCAGAUGUGUCAAUAGAAAGAACAUUCUACUUUGGUCUCAAAACAAUGUGUCCAAGAUCAGGUGGUGACAACAACAUUUCCCCAUUGGACUUUGGUUCUCCCAGGAUGUUUGAUAACACUUACUUCAAGUUCAUUCUUCAAGGAAGAGGCUUACUCAAUUCUGAUCAAGUUCUUCUCUCUGGUGGUGUCAUCAAGACUCAAGAACUUGUCAAGAAAUAUGCUCAAGAUGAGGCUUUCUUCUUCCAACAAUUUGCUAUGUCUAUGAUCAAAUUGGGAAACCUUCGACCCAUUACCGGUUUUAACGGCCAAGUUAGAAAGAAUUGUCGCCGAGUUAAUUAAUAAUUAAUUAAGUAUAAUUAUGCGUUUAAUUAGUAAUAUUAUUGACAUGAUGAUGAUAUAUAAAAGUAGUAAAAAAUUUUAUGUAGUGAAA
Arachis ipaensis is the source of this 757-nucleotide messenger RNA. Lineage: Eukaryota; Viridiplantae; Streptophyta; Magnoliopsida; Fabales; Fabaceae. The record is from RefSeq and is a predicted model, not a curated record.